CCGGGCUGCAGUCGGGGCUGGCGGGCGGCCGGCCCGGUGCGGGAGCCGGGCAGUGGCGCGGAGGCGGCGGAGAAGGAGGAGGAGGCGGCGACAAAAGAGAAAGGCAGCCUGGAGGGAGGGAGCGCCGAGCUACAGACUAGCACAGCAAAUUCUCCACCGUCCUCUAGCACCCACGAAGCGGCGGCAGUGGCAGUUUCUAGAAAUAUAGAGCUAGAAAUAUAAAAUCACCCCGCUCUUGCACCAUGGCUUUCCAAAGUAGGCUCCCUUCUUGGAUUAUUUUGUGCUCCGUCUGGCUGUUCCACUUUGCACACACGGGGGAGGCACAGGCUGCAAAAGAAGUAAUAUUGCUGGACUCUAAAGCACAACAGACAGAGUUGGAAUGGAUUUCCUCUCCUCCCAAUGGGUGGGAAGAAAUCAGUGGACUGGAUGAAAACUACACUCCUAUACGAACAUACCAGGUAUGCCAGGUGAUGGAAUCAAACCAAAACAACUGGCUUCGGACUAACUGGAUUGCAAAAAGCAAUGCACAAAGGAUUUUUGUAGAACUGAAAUUCACUCUGAGGGAUUGUAACAGUCUUCCUGGAGUUCUGGGGACUUGUAAAGAAACUUUUAACUUGUAUUAUUAUGAAACAGACUACGACACUGGCAGGAAUAUCCGAGAAAACCAAUAUGUAAAAAUAGACACUAUUGCAGCAGAUGAAAGUUUUACCCAGGGUGAUCUUGGGGAGAGAAAAAUGAAACUUAACACAGAGGUGAGAGAAAUUGGACCUUUGUCCAAAAAAGGAUUCUAUCUUGCGUUUCAGGAUGUAGGGGCCUGCAUUGCUCUGGUCUCUGUCAAAGUCUACUACAAGAAGUGCUGGUCCAUCAUUGAGAACUUAGCUAUUUUUCCUGACACAGUGACUGGCUCAGAGUUUUCCUCUUUAGUAGAAGUGCGAGGAACUUGUGUCAGCAGUGCGGAGGAGGAGGCGGAGAACUCGCCGAAGAUGCACUGUAGCGCGGAGGGAGAAUGGUUAGUGCCUAUUGGAAAAUGUAUCUGCAAAGCAGGAUACCAGCAGAAAGGAGACACGUGUGAACCUUGUGGCCGUGGGUUCUACAAAUCCUCCUCACAAGACCUGCAGUGCUCCCGCUGCCCUACUCACAGCUUCUCUGACAAGGAAGGAUCCUCAAGAUGCGACUGUGAAGAUAGCUAUUAUAGAGCACCUUCUGAUCCACCAUAUGUCGCAUGCACAAGACCUCCAUCUGCACCACAGAACCUAAUUUUCAAUAUCAACCAGACUACCGUGAGUUUGGAGUGGAGUCCUCCUGCUGACAACGGGGGAAGAAGUGAUGUGACCUACCGCAUUUUGUGCAAGAGGUGCAGCUGGGAGCAGGGCGAGUGUGUUCCCUGUGGGAGUAACAUUGGAUAUAUGCCCCAGCAAACUGGAUUAGUAGAUAACUAUGUCACUGUCAUGGACCUGCUAGCUCAUGCUAACUACACAUUUGAAGUUGAAGCUGUGAAUGGGGUUUCUGACUUGAGUCGUUCCCAGAGGCUUUUUGCAGCUGUCAGUAUUACCACCGGCCAGGCAGCUCCCUCGCAAGUUAGUGGAGUAAUGAAAGAAAGAGUACUGCAGAGGAGCGUCGAGCUUUCCUGGCAGGAACCAGAACAUCCCAAUGGAGUCAUUACUGAAUAUGAAAUCAAGUAUUAUGAGAAAGAUCAAAGGGAGAGGACCUAUUCAACAGUGAAAACCAAAUCCACUUCAGCUUCUAUUAAUAACCUAAAGCCAGGAACAGUGUAUGUUUUCCAGAUUCGUGCAUUUACUGCUGCUGGUUAUGGAAAUUACAGCCCUAGACUGGAUGUUGCCACACUGGAAGAAGCCACAGCCACAGCUGUUUCCAGUGAACAGAAUCCUGUUAUUAUCAUAGCUGUGGUUGCUGUGGCAGGAACCAUCAUUCUGGUCUUCAUGGUGUUUGGUUUCAUCAUCGGACGAAGGCAUUGUGGCUACAGCAAAGCAGAUCAAGAAGGGGAUGAAGAACUUUACUUUCAUUUUAAAUUUCCAGGCACCAAAACCUACAUUGACCCUGAAACCUACGAGGACCCAAAUAGAGCUGUCCAUCAAUUCGCCAAGGAGCUAGAUGCCUCUUGUAUUAAAAUUGAGCGUGUGAUUGGCGCAGGAGAGUUUGGUGAAGUGUGCAGUGGGCGUCUAAAGCUUCCUGGCAAGAGAGAUGUUGCAGUAGCCAUAAAAACUCUGAAAGUUGGCUACACUGAAAAGCAAAGGAGAGAUUUCCUGUGUGAAGCAAGCAUCAUGGGACAGUUUGACCAUCCCAACGUUGUUCACUUAGAAGGGGUCGUUACCAGAGGGAAACCAGUCAUGAUUGUAAUAGAAUACAUGGAGAAUGGGGCCUUAGAUGCAUUUCUUAGGAAACAUGAUGGGCAAUUUACAGUCAUUCAACUAGUGGGAAUGUUGAGAGGAAUUGCUGCUGGAAUGAGAUAUUUGGCCGAUAUGGGAUAUGUACACAGGGAUCUUGCAGCACGCAAUAUUCUUGUCAACAGCAAUCUUGUUUGUAAAGUAUCAGACUUUGGCCUAUCCAGAGUUAUAGAAGAUGAUCCAGAGGCUGUCUACACUACAACUGGUGGAAAAAUUCCAGUGAGAUGGACAGCUCCAGAGGCCAUUCAGUACCGCAAAUUUACAUCAGCCAGUGAUGUGUGGAGUUAUGGAAUAGUUAUGUGGGAAGUAAUGUCUUAUGGAGAACGACCUUACUGGGACAUGUCAAAUCAAGAUGUUAUAAAAGCAAUCGAAGAAGGCUAUCGUUUGCCAGCACCCAUGGAUUGCCCAGCAGGACUGCACCAGCUGAUGCUAGAUUGUUGGCAGAAGGAACGUGGCGAAAGGCCAAAGUUUGAGCAGAUAGUUGGUAUUCUGGACAAAAUGAUUAGAAAUCCAAACAGCUUGAAAACCCCACUGGGAACCUGUAGCAGACCAAUUAGCCCUCUUCUGGACCAGAACACUCCCGAUUUUACCACUUUCUGCUCCGUAGGCGAAUGGUUACAAGCUAUUAAGAUGGAAAGAUAUAAGGAUAAUUUCACAGCAGCAGGCUACAACUCUCUUGAAUCAGUUGCCAGGAUGACUAUUGAAAUCAAAAACAUGCCAGGUGCUUUGCAAAACAGAGAACAAGAAAAAUCCCUUUCCAGAAGAGAUGACAGCCUGAAUAGAAAUGACAUAAUGGCAGGAGACAAAGGAAGCAGAAAGGGGAAGCAAAACAAGAGUUAUAACCAUAAGAUCAUGAGAUUGGUUUGGAGGCACAGUGAACGCUAUGAGGCAUUUUUUUAAAGCGCAUAAGGACUGUAGUUGGGAUUAGAGAAUGGAAAUGUAGAAAAGAAGCAUGGAAAGGAAUGGAGAAGAAGGGAGGAACAGACUGGCAACAGAAGGAAGAGUAAACAGAGGUGUAUGGGAGAGGCCAGAACACACACCUGACAAACUGAGGAUUAUGACUAAUGACAAGAAGGAAAGACCACAUCUGAAGAGCAUGAUGAUUUCAGGAGGAUGGUGAAGCAGGACAUGGCGAUGCUGCUAGGGAGAGAAGAGCCAGCAAAGCUGCCCUGGAAGCCUGCCCUGGAAGCUCCUCAUGCUAACAUAACCCUGCUUCCCCAUCUUCUUUCUAGCUCCCCUCUUAUACACAAAAUAUGUAUAUAGAAGAGCAAAGGAGAAGGAGAAGCAGCUAAAUAAAUCCUUUCCAAAGAUCCUGCUGGGGAAGAAGUUUAAGCUGGGAUGAUACAGAUUUGCUCCUACUCUUGCUGCUCGUGAUAGCAAGAGGCAGAGAGCAUUCAUUCUGUUAGCCAUUCUCGUGCAGACAAAUCAAUUUGAGUCUUUGCUUCUGCUUACUAAUAGGCCUUGUUGAGAAAUAGCAAAAUUAUAAUACUCCAGCCAGUCCAGGACAUUUUAAAAUGUCCUUUUAUUCUAGAACAGAAAGAAUAUAACAUUCACAGAGAAAUGGAAACAGGGAAGAAAAAUUCUUGAGCAGUUUGUUUUUAAAGCUGGAAAUAAUCAUUUCACUAUUACAGAAAAAUAUAAGGUGAAUUUUACUUAUUGUAAAAAAAGUACAUUUUAUAACUUUUCAUGAAAAUUUCUGAUAAAUCUGGGAAUUAUUUUAAUUAUGGAGGACUGGUUGUUCUGUUUUCUUUUUUUUUUCUAGAAAAUUGGUGUUUCUAGAAGGGAACUGGGAAAUUGCCAUGUUCAGUCUGUCAGACAUUUUAAAAUACUCUGAUUUCCAAGAUAAGAAUUCUUCAGGAGGAAGAAAGCUGCUAUGUGGCCAGUCUAAUCCCUUCCUCACUUCCUUCUCCUCUGCUUUGGUGAUCAGACAUGUCUAAUUAUUGGUCUGCAAAGAGCAAAACCAGUCUCUAUGUCUCCCUGAGAAAAGGCAUUUUGCCAACUAUUUGAAAAAUUUUUAACUGGAUCUGCUUACAGGAAGUCACUUUUUUGCUGCAGAUUAUUUCUCCACUUAAAUCGUCCUCAAACCUCUUCCAUUUUGCCUGGAAAAGUUUAACAGAAAGCGCACUGGAAAGGCUCAGAUCUUUCUGUCUCCAGUGAAACUGUUUUGGAACACAGUUAUAGCUUAGCCGAUGUACUGGUAUGACAGUUGAGAGACUACUGCUGUUAAUGGAGUACUCUAUUACCUUGGCAUAUAUAGACACUUUUCACUUGAUACUUCUGGCUGCAAAGUAUUGAUGUUUAGGGUAUUAUAGGUACUUGUGCGUUAUAUUUUUUCUUAUAAGUUUUAGAGGACAGUACUGGAUAAAUUUUUCCUCUCCUUCAGGGUAACACAGCUUUGCAUGAGUCAUUCAUCAUGAGUGUACACCAGAGUGAUAUGAAGUUGGUUGUUGUGACACCUUAUCAAUAUUACUCCCAUUUUUAGUCUCUUUAGCAGUGGAAUGAUAUAAGUAUUGCCUAGUAGAGACAAUGGCCUCAUUUAAGAAUAUCUUGAUGACUCUGGAUAGGAUUCAAAUAAUUUGUCUGAGUGCAGAGGAGACAAGUGUAAGUCAUAACUGAAAUAUUACCAAAAAUCCUUAACUGGUUGGGUUGUCCAUCAUUUGCUUGAAGAUUUUGGUAAAUGGUGGUUUACUGGAUUCCCAAAUGGCAGCAAUGGUCAAGCACUUUUUUAAAAUUUUUUUUUCAAUUUGAACUUUGUUUAAGUUAAUUAAACUCUUCUCAUCUCAGGGUACCAUUUUAGCAUUUAGUAGAGGUUUACAAGACCUUCUCUGUCAGUGUAGAAACCUCAGCUAGUAAAGAACAUACCAGGUAUAGAGUCAACACAAUCUCAGUAGAGCUUCAAGAAUCAGUCCCACCUCAGUAAUUUCUCUCCACUGUUAUUGAAAUAAUACUGGAUUUAAAUCAUAUAGCCAUGAUGUCAACUUACCAAAAUCUACUCUGUCUAGAUUAUUUUUCAAUCAAAUGUAGCUCAAAGUUUUAUAGCAACCGACAUAUCAUUAAAAAAAUGAGAUUGCAAAGUAGUGUCAUAGUAUCUCCCCAUAAUACAGAAUUUUUUUAUAUAUAAUUUUUACAUAUUUGAAAGAACACCAUUAACUCAGUUGCAUACACCUUUUUGCAAUAAUAGACUCAGCAUAAAGCAAUAUCAAAACACAGUUAAUGUUUCUACUAAUUUUAUUUAGCCAAGCUACAGAUUUUGCAUAAUUUUGCCACUGUUUCUGGUAUGAUGGCAGAUCUGGAGGUUAUGUAUACCUGUCUUUUGGCUCUGAGAGAGGAUUCAGCUGUGUGGCACCUUCCCACCCUCUGCUACCAAAAAAAAAAAAAAAAUUCAAUUAAGAAAUGUGGCAUAACCUCUGAAAACUGCAGUCUGACCUACCUUCUGAGUUCAGACACUGAACUGGAUGCAUGAUUUGGGAAGGGAUUUAAUACCAGCUACCUCAGUAGCCUCAUGGUAUUACAGGGAAAAGGUUGAAAAAGAGAAAAAGAGAGUAUUAUAAUGUAUCCUGAGAAUAGAGGGCAGCAUGGUUAUUUUGUCUAUAUUUUUUCUUUUAACCUUGGCUAUACUUUUCCUCCCAAUCCUUCCCUAUUGUUGUCUGUCAGCUUUUUUCAAGAAGACACUUGGUUGUGUGUAGCUACAUCGACUCAAGCCCACAUAACCCUAUGUAUCUGGCAGGUGUUUGACUUGGUAAGGGUACAGUUCUGUUGGACUGUAAGACCUCCACUGUCCCCUGCAGAUUAGGGACACUUCAGCUGUUGAAUUCCAGACAUCUUCAGGGCUCUAUAUCCAAUACGUACAGUUCAAAUGCUUCCUAAAUCAGGGGAGUGCGCUAUGAUGAAUAGUUUGAAUUUGUCCUAUAUCCUGUGAAUUUACUUACUUCUGUCAGUCUUUCUGUCUCUGUCUUGCCCUUCUUUCUCCUGAAAUAGAGUGGCCAGGGCUGCAUGAAUUAUUCAACAUAAGAGUGUAUAAUGUAUUUAUACAGUGAUAUAGCGAUACAGUGUAUUUAUAUAUAUGUUUUCUAUUUUGUUUACAGUUUCUUUCCUAAUCAUCCAGAUAUCCUGUUUCGCAUUUUUACUUGACACUGAGUACUUGACUUGAUGUUUUCAGAGAGAUGUCUAAUAUAAUUCCUUAUUUUUUUCUUCUCAAGCAAUAGUUAAUUUGUAGUCUCUGCCUGUGUAUGUAUAGUUAGACUUAUUUUCCCCUUGUUCAGUUCUUUCUAUUUUAUCAAAUUUCAUCACCCUUUCAUUGCUGAGAGCACUCAAAAUUGUGAAAUCAUUUUCCAGUUCUUUACAGGCAGCUUCUGAUUUAACUUUUAAAACCAUUUUGUAUCAAUUUCACAUCUGAGAGUUCUUAGAUAUCACAUUUCCCUUUACUACUAAUAAAAGUACUUUUACUUAAAUCAUUUGUUUAAUUUCAUGCCUCAGUCCAGGAAUCUUUGCGUGCUCUUAAGUGCCCAGUGGCUGAAAUUUAUUUCUGUGUUUUUCAGGAUGGGGGAGGAAGGACUCCAAGCUAUUGUCAUUUAUGUUUUAUUAAUUAGUGACCUUUAAAGUAGACUUUAGACCUUCUUAUUGCCUCCUGGUUCUGACAGAGUGGUUAUACAACCUCCAGAGUGAAAAAUUGCUAGGGGCUAGAUCCAUAAAGUGCAUCCAUCUAGGAAUGCCUUUAGCCUCUUAGACGUCCUGCCUCCUUGCAAAAGCUAUAAACACAGACUAGUCACGUCCCUCUAAACUGAGGGACAUGAAAAAAGAGAAAACCUGAGUGUUUAGCAACAACCUCCACUAGCUCUGGCAUGUUGAGCAGAGAACAGUCUGAGUGAACAGAAGAAACAGCCAGAUGGUGGAAAUUAAAGGAAUGAAUAGUGCACUGAUAUUGAUAUAUUUUUCAACACUGCUUAAUUCAUGGGACUGUAAGGUUCUGUGAAAUGGGAAUUCCAUCAUCUCUCCUGCAGUAGUUGUUCCUCUUGUUUAUCUCACUGUCUCCUGCAGUGCGCUCUAGCGCACCAGGUGUAGCAUUAAACUACACCUCUGAGGUCACAAUCCCUCUCUUUCUCUCUAUCCCAGUAAAUGCUGAAUUUUCAGGGUUAGACAACAACUGAGUGAACUUCAGGGAACUACCCCAUCAGCUUGAGCACUCAAAGCUGCAUUUAGCCACUCCUGUUUUAGUGCAGAUCUAAGCUGGGGUCUGUGUUACAAUACUUGUGAAAGCAGUGACAAGUAUUUGAACCCUGACUUUUCAAAUCUGUUAAACUUGCUUGUGUAAAAAGGAAUCACUCUAUAUAUCCCAUAUCUUCACCCAAAUGGCAUUCUAAUAAUUCUACAAAACCCGUUCUCUGUCUACACAUGUACUAUGCCAUGACCUCAUGUGAACACUGAGAGUAUGUAGACAGGUGAGUAAACCCUAUGAAUUAUAAAUAUUCAUAAGACACCAGAAAUCGUAUUUAGUGGGGAAAAGGAGUGGACGGCAUAAGUGAACAAUGACUGACACUUGGUUUUUCUCAAACUGAGUUGUAUCCUGAAUAUUUGAGAGAAGGAAUUAAGAGUGCAUUUAUUUAUUUCUGUUUUAGAAACACCUCCACUUGCAUAUAUUAAAAAAAAUCAAAACAAAACAAAACAACAACAACAAAAAAACGCAUCACAAAUAUGUAGUACUGACUUUAUUUCCCUGUAGUUAUGAAAGUAAUUCCAUCAAAAGCUAUAGCUAUACUUAUCUGGCCAGUGACAAAAGUGAACUAACUGUCACAGGAGGUUUCCCCUGAGCCUCCUUUUCUCCAGACUAAACAAUUCCAGCUCCCUCAGCUGCUCCUCAUAAUAAUUGUUCUCUAGACUCUUAACCAGCUUUGCUGCCUUUCUCUGGACCCACUUCAGCUCCUCAAUGUCCUUCAUGUUGUAAGGGAGCCAGAACUGAACACAAUACUCGAGUUGCAGCGUCUCCAGUGCUGAGUACAGGGGUACAAUCACUGCCCUCAUCCUUCUGAUCACAAUAAUUUUGAUAAAAGUGGAGAUGCCAUUGGCUUUCUUGGCCAUCUGGGCACACUGUUUGUUCAUGUUCAGCUGGCUGUCAACCAGCACCCCCAGAUCCUUUUCCUCUGGGCUGCUUUCAAGCUGCCCCUGUCCUGUAGCACUAUAUGGGGUUGUUGUGACCCAAGUGCAGGAGCUGUCACUUCACCAUGUUGAACUUCAUCCAGUUGGGCUUAACCAAUUGAUCCAGCCUGUCCAGAUCCCUCUAUGGAGCCUUCCUGUUCUCCAGCAGAUCAACGCUCCUGCCCAACUUUAUGUCAUCUGUAAAGUGACAGAGGUUACACUUGAUUUCCUCAUCCAGAUCAUUAAUAAAGAUUAAAUAGAACAGGUCCCAACACUGUACUCUGGGGAACACCACUAGCGACUGGCUGCCAAUGGAAUUUAACUCCAUUCAUCACCACUUUCUGGGUCCAGCCAUCCGGAUAUUUUUUACCCUGCAAACACCUGUCUACACCAUGAGCAGCUAGUUUCUCACAGAAAAUGUUGUAGUUAAUUUUGUCAAAGGCUUUAGUAAAGUCAAAAUAGGCACUAUCCACAGCCUUUCCCUCCUCUACUAAGUAGGUCACCUUGUCAUAAAAAGAAAUCAGGUUGGUCAAGCAGGACCUGCCUUUCACAAACCUGUGCUGGCUGAGCCUGAUCUCCUGGUUGUCUUGCAUGUGCAGAGUUAUGGCACUGAAGACGAUCUGAUCCAUGACCUUUCCCAGCAAUAAGGUCAGGCUGAUGGGUCUGGAGUGCCCCAGUCCUUCUUUUGACCCUUCUUGUAGCUGGGCGUCACAUUUGUUAAUCUCCAGUCAUUUGAGACUUCCCUGGUGAGCCAGCACUGUUGAAAAAUGAUGAAAAGCAGCUCAGUAAGCUCUUCUGCCGGCUCCCUCAGUACACUCAGGUGGAUCCUAUCUAGACCCCAUGGGCUUGUGUGCACCUAAAUUGUGUAGAAGGUCACUGAAAAUUUUGCCUUGGAUUAUGGGGGCUUCAUUCUGCUCCCAUACAUGUCUUUCAGUUCAGAGGGCUGGGUACCAAGAGAACAACUGGUCUUACUAUUAAAGACUGAGGCAAAGAAGGUAUUAUCAUUAUUUUUUUAAUGUUUUAAUAGUUAUUAUAGUUGUAAUUAUUACUAUUAUUAAGACUGAGGGAUUACCUCAGACCCGUACUCAUCCUUUGUCACUGUACUCCACCCCACAUUCAAUAAAGGAUAGAAAUUAUCCUUAGCCCCCUUUUUGUAGCUAAUGUAUUUAUAGAAAGUAUUUUAUAUUAUCUUUUUAUGGCAGUAGAUGGAUUAGGUUUUAGUUGGGCUUCAGCCCUUCAAAUUUUCCUCCUGCAUAACCUCAUGACAUCCUUGUAGUCCUCCUGAGUGGCCUGCCUCUUCUUCUAAAGAUCAUAAACUCUCUGUUUCUGUUAUCUAACCUAACCUGCCCCUGACAUAGCUUCAGGCCAUUCCCUCAGAUUCUGUCACUGGUCACCACAGAGAAGAGAUCAGUGCCUGUCCCUCCUCUUCCUCUCACGAGGAAGUUGUAGACUGCAAUGAGGUCUCCCCUCAACCUCCUCUUCCAAAGGCUGAACAGACAAGUAACCGCAGCCACUCCUCAUAUGGCUUCCCCUCAAAGCCCUUCACUACCUUUGUUGUCCUCCUUUGGACACUUUCUAAUUAAGCUUAAUAUCUUUCUUAUAUUGUGGUGACCAAAACUGCACACAAUAUUCAAGCCGAGGCUGCCCCAGUGAAGAGCAGAGUGGGACAAUCCCCUCACUCAACCAGCUGGUGAUGCUUUGCCUGAUGCCCCCCAGGACAUGGCUGGCCCUCCUGGCUGCCAGGGCACUGCUGACUCAUAUUCAACUUGCCAUCGGGCAGGACCCCCAGAUCCCUCUCCAUGGCACUGCUUUCCAGCACCUCAUUCCCCCAUCUGUAUGUACAUUCAGGGUUGCCCCAUCCCACGUGCAGAAUCCGGCACUUUCCCUUGUUGGAGUUCAUGUGGUUGGUGAUUGCCCAGUCCCCUAAUUUGUCGAGGUCUCCCUACAGGGUCUCCCUGCCUUUGCGGGAGUCAACAGCUGCACCCAGUUUUGUGUCCUCUGCAAACUUGCUUGGUAUCCCUUCGAGUCCUGCAUUCAAGUCAUUUAUGAAGAUGUUGAAGAGCACAGGGCCUAAGAUGGAACCCUGUGGAAUCCCACUAGCAACAGGUCACCAGUCUGAUGUUGCCCCAUUCACUACUACCCCCUGUGCCUGACCCAUGAGCCAAUUGCUCACCCACCACAUGAUGUGUUUAUCCAUCUGUGGGCUGGACAUUUUUGAACAGAAGGAUCCUGUGAGAGACGGUAUUGAAAGCUUUACUAAAAUCCAAAAAAUUACAUCAACUGGCUUCCCCUGAUGAACUAGAUGGGUUACCUCAUCAUAAAAGAAAAUCAGAUUGGAUAAGCAGACCUUCCUCUCAUGAAGCCGUACGGAUUGGGACCAAUGACAGCAUUGUCUUUCAAGUGUUUUUCAGUACAUCCCAGAAUAAUCUUCUCUGUAACUUUACCAGGCACUGAAGAGAGACUGACAGGCCUGUAGUUUCCAGGGCCCUCCUUCUUGCCCUUCUUGAAAAUCGGGGCAAUAUUUGCCAGCUUCCCAUCAGCUGAGACCUCUCCAGAUUCCCAAGACCACUCAAAAAUCAUUGAGAGAGGCUUUUCAAUGACAUCAGCCAGCUCUUUGAGGAUUCUUGGAUAAAUCCCAUCGGGCCCCAUAGAUUUGUAGGGAUCCAGCUCAAACAGCAGAUCCUGCAUAAUUUCAGGGUCGACUGGGAGUUAAUCAUUCUCAUGGUCGCAGUCCUCCAGCUCAGGGCACUGAGAUCCCCUUGGUCCAUCAUCCGUGCUGAAGACUGAGGCAAAGAAAACAUUAAACACCUCUGCCUUGUCUCUGUCCCUGUUUGUGAGAUGACCAUUGUCAUCCUGUAAGACAUUGAUGAUAUUUCUAUGCUGCCUAUUGCCAUUAAUAUUUUUGAAAAAACUUUUUUUAUUGUCCCCCACAUUUCUGACAGCUUCAACUCCAGUUGAGCUUUGGUCGCACAGAUUUUUCCCCUAGAGUGGCAAGCACUAUUUCUGUAUUCUUUCCGUGUUACUUGACCUUGCUUCCACUGGGCACGCACCUUCCUUUUUUGCAUUAAUUCCAAAGAAAAUAUUCCUGUUCAGCCAAACUGCCUGCUUGACUUCUGACAUUUGGGAAUUGCCUGCUCCUGUGCCCAUGACCCCACUCCUUAUUUCUCCAAGAACUGAAAAGUCCGUCAUUUCAUGAUUGCUGUGCCCAAGACGGCCUCCAACCAUCACACUACCCCUCAAGUUCUGCUCUUUUUGCAAACAACAGGUCCAGUGGGGCAUUCCUUAGUUGGAUCCCUCAGAAGCUACAUUUAGGAAAGUACUCCAGGAACCUCCUGGACUGUCUCCUCUGUUGUGUUAUAUUUCCAGUAGUUAUCUGGUAAAUUGAAGUCCCUCAUGAGAACUACAACCAGCAAAUAUGAGAGUUCUCCCAGCUACUUCUAGAAUAUUUUGUCCACCUCUUCAUCCUGGUUGUGUGGUCUCUAACAGAUUCCCACCAUGACAUCUUCCUUAUUGACCUUUCCUCUGACUCUUACUCAUUAACACUCAAGCCUAUCAUCACCAUCAUUAAACUCCAGACAAUCAAAACACUCCCUAAAAUACAGGACUAGCCCCGAUUGGUUAUCCCUUCUGAAGAGAUUGUUGCUAACCAUUGCAGAAGUCAUGUGGGUCAUCCAACCAUGUUUCUGUUAUAGCAAUUAUGCCAUAGUUUCCCUGCUGCACCAUGGCCUCCAGCUCUUCCCCUUUGUUGCUCUUGCUGCAUGCAUUGGUGUAGAUGAAUAGGCAGGGAAUUCUCUCGGAAUUAAUAUUACAAAUGAAUUUUUUUAACCAGUGGACAGCAACUGUAAUCAAAGCUAAAGUAUCAAGGAAAACAAAUUGGUAUGGUCAGUUUGGAAGCAGGUUUUCUAAUAAAUGCAAGGAGUUGGUUAUAUGCUUCAUUAAAUAUUUCAGCUAAGUAAGUGAAACUUAAGAGAAGAUGCACUGUUGUCAACCAAAAUUAAUACUAAUUUGGACAAGAAUAUCUCAAACCCUACUGUGGUAGGUAUUGAUAACUGGAGCCAGCAGAAAUUUCUUUAGGCAGUUCAAGACCUACAAUUUUCUUAUUAUAUUUAUAUUUAUACAAAUUUUCAAGAAUUUGCCAAUUAAUAUGUAACAAUAUGUUGAACACAUUCUUUCUGAAAACUUCAUACUUUAGUGUUUUCUAAUGUCUGUUGAAAACAUGGUUUAAAUCAUAACUUCAACUUCUGACUUAUAGAAACAAUAGGCAAGGCUCAUUGAAAAAGAAGUGCAGACUUUUGUAGAUGAAACAAAUUAGGCUUAAAGCUAGUGCAACAUAUUAAUAUUGUGUAUCUCUGCCAAAUAAAAAAGUAGAAAUUUUCACAUUAGUCCAUUCAGAAUUGCAUUUUAUCUGUACAGUUAUCAGAAAUGGUAUAUUCAUUUUGAUGACUGAAUAGAAAAUGAAGGAUUUGGAUAUUUGUGUCAUCACAUUCUAAUUAUCACCAAAGCUGUGCAUAAUUCCUUAUGCAGAACUAGACAAAAUUAUUGGAUAAAACAUAAAAAGGUCUUGCUCUAAGUUUACCAGAAAUUUUCUCUAUCUACCCAUGAGUGCACAUGGAUAUUCAAACACACAUGCACAAAUAGAUGUGGAGAGUCCUGUCAAAAGGUCUUUGUUUCUCUACUCCGGAACUAGAGACAUAUAAGAAUUAAACAACUUUUUGAGGAAGGCUUCGCCUUUGUGUGAUAUCUGAAUCAAAAUUUCACAGAAACCCUUAUGUGUAUAAAGACAUAAUUUUCUGAAAUCCAACAAAAACAAGCACUGAGAGAUGUAAUCUGCAUUCUUGCUUGCCUGUGUGUCCAUCUUUUGCUUUCAUUUUGAUAAUAUCUUUAUUUUCCACCUCCUCACUUCCAUGCUUUUGGACAAGGUUAACAGAACUGCUGAAUAACUGCAUUCCCACAAGGGACCUAAGAAAUAACCUCAAAAUUUUACAAUGUGUAAUUUAAAAUAAUUAAAUAAUCCUUCUGUCACCCUUGAAAAUAGGAGGCACUAGUUUCUCCACUUUCUGCCCUCAUACACAUUUUAUACUGAAGUAUACCCCCAGGAAAAACUAGUGCAAAAGUUCCGAAACCCUCAUUUUUUAUUUUUUUUUUUUUAUCAUGAUUACCAGGGAAAAUGAAGUUGGUGGGAUGAAUGUAACCAGGAUUAAAAAUAUCGGGUGCCAUUAAAUGACUUUAAAUGUAAUGAAAUCUCAAGGUCAGUUUAAUUUCUUGUGUCUCCUUAUCUCUCUGACACAUAGUACUGUAUCUCAGUAGCUGCCACCAACAGCUACCAUCAGAACACUUGGCUAAUUAGUAAUCAGUCAUGUCACUUGGUGUGAUCUCAUCCUGUCUGACUAUUGAACCUGAGUGCAACAACAAAAAAGGAAAUUGAAAACUUUUAGCAACUAUGCGUUUAGUCCAUGUAUUUUCGGCAGUUCAAGCUUUAAUGCCUACACUCGUAGGCAUGUUUGAAUUUGAUGGUUUUGGUAGUUAUUCAUUUAGUAAUAAAAAAGCAUGACAUUUAGCUACCAACAAAAUAACCCCAUCAAAUGCUAAAAGAUAAGAUUUCUUAGCAAUUCAACAGCAUUACGAUAGGGGAAAAGCUUUUAAAUAAAAUUCCUACUCAUAUAUCCCUUCUCAUCAGUACCAUUUCAGCAUGUGGAGUACCCAUUAUAGCUGAAUGAAACCAGAGAACAUCUCAUUGCUGGGACGUGAUCCAGAAAAGAGCUUAAGUACACACAGACUGUAAAGACAAGAAUAUCCCAUCAAAGUUACUAUAUGAUGACCCACAUGAUUAAAAUUACACAGAAAUGUAGAUGCUUUUCUGGAUUAGAGUCUAAGGCAUGAGGCAUUUAAGAUCAGCCUUUCAUGUAGUAAAAAUAUUUACAAAUCUUUUUAAGAGAUGACAUAUAAAUAAAAAUUACUAUCUUGCCUUUGACUGCUAGACUCAGGACAACUUCAUAUGUGAAAAUCCUGCACAUUAGAUGAUCACUUUAUUCCCAAACUAAGCAGCUGUUUGAAGUGGCAGUCCUAAAGUGCUAAUCUCUGCUACCAAUAAACAAAAGUAAAUCAUGGCAGAAAACUCGUUUAUGUGCAGUAAUCUCCAGAGGAUUAGCAUUUCAAGGGAUCAGAUUUCCUAAAACUCCUCUUUCCUGAUAACAGCCUCUGCUGUGAGGUGACACACCAAUAGGCAUAAAUUAUCUAGAGCUGCAGAUAAGCAGAGGCCAUUUGGGAGUUCGAAGUGCAAUAUAAAUAGAUGCAAAACAGUAGGGAACUGGUGCUCAUCACAAACCUCAGAAGGAUUAGCAGUUCAAGCUCUGAUUUCCUUGCUGUUGUUAGCUGUGAUUUAUCAUCAGACAGUGACUGAGAGUCUGUCUUAUCUGUGAUAAUUUAAUGGCUUAAUGGCAGUCCCUUUAUCUGGGGGUCAUAAUUAAGCUUGUUUGAUCAGUUUCCUAACAAGCACCUCGCCUGCAUUUUUAGCUAUGCCUAUUUGUUCUCUGUGUGUAGCAGCAUUUUUGUUAAUUAGUAUUAACAAUAUUAUUGUUAACAAUUACUGGUAAUGAUAACAAUCUCUUAAAAGGAUAGCAUUUAUCUGGAGGAAAAACACAAGUCAAAAAAGAUGCAAGACUUUUAAUUUAAAUACAUUUAUAGGAGAUAUUAACUGCAGUCUCAGCAUCUUUUUGGCUUGUUGGAUUCAAAACUAAUUCAUAUACAUAACUGAAUAAAAUAAUUUUAAGUUGAAUCAUUUUUCUCUGGUACAAAAUUAACAUUAAUUUGAAAGCUGACUCCUAUCUUACAGUGUAUUUACUGUCUCUCUCUAUCAGCCUACUAAUUAGCUAUUUCUUUCACUCUCAUGGGAACUUUUUCAACAAAAGGUGAAUUUUAAGACCUUAUUAUGACUGUUUAAAAACACAGUCAUAAAAAUUGUCAUCAAAAUGACACUUUAGCUGUUAAAAUCACUACGAAAAGAAGCAACUAAUUAUUUCUUAAAUGUACAGAAUAAUAAAUAUUUGAAAGGAAAUCUAAUAUUUUAUUUUUUAAUAUAAUGCAGUGACAAAAAACCAACUGCAUUAAAUGUGGGUUGAUUUGGUUUUGUUAGAUUUUUUUCUUAAAGAAGAGCAAAUAAAAAGAAACAAGUUCAGAUUGGACACAUUAUUUCUUAAUUAUUGAUGUAAUUUUCUUAAUGAGAUACCUUGGAGGCCACAUGGAGAUGUGACUAGAUUAUGUUUUGAUAUUUAGGGAAACAGAAUGACUGGCUGUAGAAAGACAUCUAAAAAACUUCAUCACAUGUAUGUAGACAAGAGGUAUGUUUGUAAUAGGUGCAUUUAUGUAUAUAAAUCCAUUAAUAUUUCCAUUUGUAUGAAUUUGCACAUCUAUAUAUAUUUUGUAUUAUACAUUUGACUUUUUGUAUACUUUUAGUCAUAUACAUAAAUUUAUGUAUUCACAGAUUUAUUAAAGUUUGUCGUUAGAAUAGGUGUUAUUUAUCUUUUUAAGAAAAAAUUAAUGGUGGGACAGAGAAUAUAUAUGUCUAACUAAAUUAAUUAUUUAGGUACUAUAAUUAAUGCAGAAAUACAAGAUUCAUUAGAGAGUGAGUCAUUCCACUUACCUGAGUUGCUUGUUUUAGAAUUGGAUUAGUUUCUUUUCUUUCUCAUAGCUAUAGAUGAACCCUAGGUGAUGUGGCUAACCUUGUAGAUGGUUGAAGGCUAGAUGGGAUGAAUUCCACCCACAUGAAUGAAAGAAAUAAUAAAUUUCAGAACGAGAAUUUUGAAUACUUUCUUAUAAAGAAAGUUACUUCCCUAUACUUUGCAAAUGGAAGAACUGUCACAGAAGAAGUAUUAUACAUGUGUGUGUGUGUAUAAAUAAAUUUCCUGCCUCAUGUAGAAAAAGGCUCACCUGAGAACUCUGAAUACAUCAGCCUUUUCCUCUGGAUAUUAUCAAAUAACCUAUAGUAAUAUUGGUUAAAUAGGCAAAGACUUGCAGGCAACUGCAAAGAGAAACAAAACCAAAAAUAACAACACGUCUGUUCAUUCUCCUACCCUGAUAGUGCAAUUUUACUGACUUUUGCUGAGUUUUGCAGGUGGGUCAGAAAUGGCUUGUGUUCAGCUGUUUGGCAAGCAGGAAUUUGAUUUUAAGCUUGCUAUCUGGCCAAGAGUAUGGCAGAGGAAUUUACUAGGAGUAUUACAGACUGUAGUUUCGAAUGAGCUUUGUUCCCCACAAAAACCUUGGUUCAGUUCUUGAUGAAAUCAAUGAGAAACUUUUCACUGACUGUAGUGAGAUCAGGGUGAAGGUGGCAGCCAUACUGCAGCUACAGCUGGCAGUUGCCUGGGAAGAUGAAAUUUUACUGGACUAUGAAACAAGCAAAAUGUGUGAAAGAUAGAAAUGACAAGGUGUAAGGGAGAUUGCAAUGCAACACAGUGAAAUCAUUACCCAGUAUCUGCAGCUAAGACCAUUGACACCUGGGUGCUGAGCUGGCGCUCAGAGGCCUCGAUGAGAUAAGCCCACACAGUCAUCAAGACAUGUGCUUUACAUAUCUAACUUCACAGAUAACUUUCCAAAUCUAACAAGACAAAAAUAUUCCUUGAUGAAUAUUAUUUUUGUUGUUGUCAGUGGGUGACAAGUUUAGCAGAUUUUUUCUGCCACUAGAACAAAUUGUUGAGGAUAUAUAAAAUACAAAUUCUUGCCCAGCUCACAGUGAGAACAGAGACAGCAUCAUGCAGUCACCACUGUGUUGUUAGUUGCUCACCAGUUAGUGCCAGAUAUAAUAUAGCCAAAUAAAUCUACAAGAACAAAAACAUCAUGAACUUUGUGAAAUGCUGUGAAAUGCUGAAGCCUUAGUUUUAGGUUCACCAAAGGUUUCGGUGGAUCUUGCUGUUGUCAGUCUAGAAGACAAUAAAUAUCCUAAAUAUUUCUCAUUGUUUUAACUUUGGCCGUUUCUUGCCACUACUUGCAGUAAUAGUGCUCAUUCUAAAAAGAAAUAAUAGAUAUUAUAAAACAACUGCUCAUGUGUCUGAAAAAUGCAAUAAAUUUUCAGUUAAUAAUGCAAUUUAUUGGUUUCUGUCUCUGGGUUCAUGGUCAGGAUUAGAACUGGAUUAAAUUUGUUGGUUUGAUUUUGUGUAGUUUUGUAUGAAAAUUAUCAAUAUUUGGUAACAUAUUCAGUCCCAUUGUUCUUCUAGCAUUUGUAGCUUUAAUAACAUUAUUUUAUUGGCUAUAUGUAUAUAUAAAUAUAAACAUGUUGGUAUACACAUACAUGGAUACUGAUAUACAAACACAUAAAUUCUCACUUGUUCUUUGAUGUACAAACAAUUUUCAAGAAUCUAUUUUCACCCACAAACAACCAUGUUAUUACUGGAAAACAGUCCCAAAUGUGAUUUGAAUACUUCCAUUACAAAGAUAAAUUUUGUUCCCACCUGAAUGUAAAUGUUGUUUUCACUAGGUCAGAUCCAAUUCUAUAUGUAUAACAAACAAUCUCCUUGAUAUUUGAGACAUUUAUUAUUACAUUAUGAAAAUUUUACAUAAUAUGGUCUUCUCAUGCAAACCCCUGAAUUCUAUUUUCAGCUCUUUCAUUGAUUUACUAUUUUAUUAUAGAGAAACCUUUUAAUCUCUCUGAACUUCAGUUUACUCAUUUGAAGUAGGUGAGUAAACAAGUGUGAUUUAAUUGAUGUUUAUAAAGCACUUUGAUACCUUGUAAUGAAAAACAAGACAGAAGUGAUAAAUAUUCUUAAAGGUAUGCUCUUUUUCUUUGCUCCAGGGUUCACAAAAAAUCUAUGUUAUUGCUAAAUUUAGGAUCAUCUGUUCUACUCAUACUCUUUUCACAAUCAGAAUUGUUCAAAAUGUUAUAGCAUAAUGUAUUUUCAUACUCAAAACACCAUUUUCACAAAAAAAACCACCGUAAAAUACUGAGGGCAUAAUAUGGUUCUUAAAAAAUUAGUUUUUCAUUAAAUAUUUCCCAUAAUUUCAUGGCGCUUUUCUUAAAUUCCAAAAUCGACAAUUCACUGUGUAUUUACAGACUCCUGUAUACCUAUGGAAUCCCAGUAGUAUAUGGCUCAAAGCAUUCAGCAGAGAAAUCUAUUGACAAUUUAGUAGUGGGGUGGACAAUACAGUAAGAAUGUGCCUAAUAAUAAUAUAAACCAGCAUCUUGUGAUCUGUAUACACCAGAAUAAAUAUAUAUGUUUAAAACCUGAUAUAUGUAACAAUCUCUCUAUGUACAGCAAAGUUUUUGUUUUCUUUAAAAAAAGAAAGUAAUAAGCUGGUUAAAAUAUUCAAAUGUGCUUAUAUCUGUUUAUGAAGAAUAAUCAUUCAAAGUCACAAAGUGUUUGUUAGUCAACUAGAAAUACCAAUUCAAGCUUACCUUUGGAUUUUGUGAUCUUCAGGAAUGCAGGGCAGGCACUGGCAUAUUUUCAGGUUUGACUUUUCCAUUCCAGAGGACCAGAAAGUAUUGGGUCUAUUCCAGGCCUAAUUCAUAUUCUGGAAUGCAGUUUCUCCCGUGAUAACCUAAUUGCAUAGUGGCAGAAUACCACAGCCACUGGAGCUGUGGGACCAACAUCUAAUACUGUCAUUUAAGAAUGGACAGAUCAAUGAGACAGAUCAAAACCUGUUCUUUCGUUCAUAUAUGGUCCAUAAAACCCGCUUCCUUGCAGAAAAAUAUGUAAAGUUUUCUUCUAUAGUACUUAAUCAGAUCCAACGGGGGGUCCUAACAAGGUAAGGGGGAGGACACAUUAAUUUGCUGAUCAGAGCUUUUUCUUAGACUUCAAGCAGUUACUUGCUGCUAAGGAACAGGACACGAAAGAUAGUACCAUCAAAACUGCAUUGUUAUUUCCUUGUAAUUUCUAUUGUGCUGACAGGGGAAGGAAUAUCUCUCUCAGGGAUUGAGGGAGAUGACAACUUGGAGAGGGUUAUUAAUUACCAGUUACUAUUCAUGGGUUUUCUGUUUAAAUGUGCAGGAAUAUGAGAUUUGGAUGUGAAAUCAAGCUCAUAUCUCCCAGGCAGCUGUGCUGCACUAGAAAUACAUAAUUUAGAGUACUUCUACCUUCAAGCUCUUGCACAGCGUUUUAAUGGCUCAUUGACAAAAUGAUGAGGUGGGAAGAGCAAAAAAAAUUAACUCCUCCCAGAUGAGAAUCAGAAAGAGAGAUCAUUCCUCUAUUCAUAAAGUUGUGCAGGGAUACUGUUUUGCAAAAAACAAUGAAGAAGGAGAUUACAAGCUGUAGGUACUAAGUAAAAAAUAAGUCACUAUAGUUACUUUAGUAGGUUUCAGCUAUAUCAUGUAGCACAUGCUGACCUCUAGUUCCAGAGCAGACUGGGGAAAGUCAGCUGCAGUUGCUCACAUGCUUACAAAUCUAAACCUACCACUGGCAAAGAGAAUCUCUCUAUAUGAUUUGUGUGACAAGUGAAAUAAUUUUCAUAUCUUCCCUACUGCAAUUUCAGUAGGUAGGAAACUGUGAUCAUGCUGAAGAUCAUCACAUUUUGCUUAGAAAAGGUCAUGCCGGGGGCAACAUGUGAAGCAUUAUAACUUACAUUUUGGAAAAGGAGCCAGGUACUCAGGGAGAAGUGAUGAAACUUCAAUCCCAUCAAGAUUCUUCCUCAAAAACAAGGAAACUGAUACACUGCUCUGAAGAACUGUGGUUAUAAGUUAAAAGCAGGCCACCACAAAGGGUCCAAAAACCAGUGCUUAUUGUUAUUGAAAGUACUUAAGGUUUUAUCAAGACACAAAACAUCAGUAGAGUUUUCAGAAAAAAAAUUUCUCACAUUUUGAAAAGAUUAUAAAGAUUGGACUCUACUAUGAAGCCUCCCUGUGUAGUACUGGGGAAAACCCCAAACAAUUCCCUAAUAAUUCAACUUCAGUUAUCGCAUUGACCCUUUUCUUAUUGGCCUUAUGUAUGAUUUUUUCUAAUUUGACAAAUAUCUCUAUCUCAAUACUAGUACAUCUUUGUAUUGCUAGUAACAUCUUUAGAAUGCUCAGUUAGACCUGUUCUUCACCUCCUUUGAAUAAUCAUUUUUUCUUGCAAGCAGGUAAGUCAUUGUUAGUGACAUACAUUCAUUUGAGUCUAAAUUUACCCUUUCCCAUGGCCAAAAUAACUCACAAGAAACAUCAGAAUUCAUGUCCAUAUGCAGCUUAUCUUGCAUUCAUUAACUGAAAAAUAUGAUUAUUCUGUGCAAAAUAAGGUGAUGAUAAUUUUUGUUCACAAAACCUGAAAAUCUCAGAAACAAAACACCUAUUGUUUGCCUAUAUUGGUACAUGGCUUUUACUACAUGAAUGUGAGGUUGGAGAGGUGUUUUCUGAUUCCUAACAGAGUGAAAAAAGAUCUCAAGUUUUUGAAGGCUGGUGAUAAUAACUGGUGAUGGUUCGUAUUUUGCCACGAAGGAUAAAUACUGAGACCUACGAACAUCUUUUGUUCUCUCUUCCAAUUAAAACAAGUAGCUGAUUCCUAUAGAAUUAGGACAAAACCUCAUUUUAUUGAACUCACUUUCCUCUCUUCUGCAGGAAAGAAAUGAUUCAUACCAAAUGGUAGAUGAGAUGUGAGUUGGCUGUGAAGUUUUCUGCAAUUGUUUCUCAGGCACUGUACUUCAGUUGCAAUUUCAUCUACAUAGAGACCAUAGUGUCAAAUAGAGGAGAACAAAACUUCUGGUCAGUUUUUAAAGUUAAUGUUGGUGAAUAUAUUGCUGUUCAAAUGUACACUUUUACACUGUUUCUUCUUUUUCUGUGUUUGUAUUACCAGUAUUUGAUAGCCAAACUAAAAAUAUAAUCAACAUGGUCUGCACUAAAAAUGUUCUACAAUUUGAAGAGCUUCCAAAGAGGUAAAAGGAGAACCUGCUUUUGAUCUACUGAGUACUGGUUGGUCAAAGUUCUCCUCCAUGUCCUAUUGCUAUUAAUUAGUGAUUUUUAAUCUAAUUUGACUAGGCACAUUUUUCCUCUUGUUUUUAGAUGUUGUCACAAUAAAGAAAACUCAAAAUACAUCAGAAACAUUGUCAUUAUUGUUUUCACUGUUAGAAAUCUGUGUAGAAACUCCAGUACUGCUAUUGGUGGAUAACUGGAGGAAGGGAAGUAAGUCAAUCCAGAAAUUAUGAGAUGGAGCCAUUCUCAAGGCAAUCUUCCUAUCAAACAGAAGAGAUAAUUUCAAAAUUUCAUUAAUGCUCUGCAAUUUCUUUGCAAUUGUUCAGCUCAAGGAAGACAGGAUUCAUGACUGAUCUUUAAGUAUUUGUCUUUUCUUCUUAAGAAAUUGUGUUGGAGAAAGUCCUUGGGAAGGGAAGGGACAUACUAUAAGUAUUUAAAAUAUCAUAGCAGAAUCAAACACCAUCAAAAUAGAGAGACACAAAUGACUUGUAGAAUGGCCUAAUUUUUGUAAUUACAUGAUUAGACUCUUUCAGAGCCACUGAUCUCUUCAGAUAUAUGUGUAGGUCUAUCGAUCACAAAUCGGCCUCACUGUUAUACUAACAGAUGCACAGUUAUUAAUCUUGGAAAGAAUCCACGUUCCCUUUUUAGAGAGAUCAGAGAAGCUAAUUAAGGACGCACUUGUGUGGAGGAACUGCUCUGCCCUUCCUAUAAAUGGGCAAAAAUUAUGCCAGAAUGCCAGGAUCUGUGAAACAAAUACCAAGAAAAAUAAUUGUGCCAUACAUCAUAAUCUUUUCAUUCUUCUCUGCUGUUUUAAGCCAAUAUCCUUCUCAGAUUACAUGUUCAGUGUAACAAGUGCAUCUCUGCAAAUGCAUGACACCUGCUAACUCUUCUCCUUCCCUUCUCAAACUUCUCAUUUACCAACCUUUGUUGAGUGCUCCAGUGGGUUGACACAGCACAAUUCAUGCCAAAAGCUGCUCUCUACAAGGGCACUAAUAUGAGCUGAGCAGCAAUAUGAGCCAGAGUUAUUAAACCACAUCCUUAGCAGUGUCUGGUCUAUUUGGAAAUAUAAAUAAAUAAUGGGGAAAAUACAGGAAAUCUGUGCUCAGAUGAGAUUAGUGUUCAGAUUGUUGGGGUUCAGUUACUGCCAGGAGCUAUAUAAUGUACAAAACACACUAUUUGUCUAUUGAUUUUGCAAGGUAAUAUCUUAGAUUUUUAGCAGACUUGCCUUGGCGAACAAUAACAAAGUUACAUACUUCAUAAAUUAACCAAAUCAAAGACUGUAAAACUCUUCUUGUCUGCUUUUGAGAUUUUGACCUAUCCUAUCCAAAUAGGUUAUAAUUAUUUUUUUUACCAUACUUAAACCUGUUAAAACUGUUUUCAUACAUGAUUCGUAUAUUUCUUUGGAGAUGACUCCUUCAGACACUUAAAUAACAAGAUGAGCCAUUACCAACCAAUAACUAGAUUUGUGCUGAGUAAACAACAAAAUCCCCUAGAAAAGGAACAUAGGGGUACUUUUUACCACCAUUUUGGUCAUUUAAAUGUUGGCAAUGUUCACUUUUUUUUUUCCUUUUUCUCUCAUAACUAGGACUAACUUUAAGAAUAUGGAGGUAAAUGAUUUCUUGGACUUUUAAAGAUCCAGGGAUGCUCCUCCCAUAAACAUCCUUUUUCUCUGUAGUAUAUUUGAAGGACCUUACUCCUCCUUCCUGACAGGGUAAGGAUUUCGAAUCAUCCAUCAUGUACUAAAAGUUCAAGAAGACAUUACACAAAUUAGUCUUGUUGUACUACACAACUGCUAUAGUAACAUUUUCAGAAUGACAACAGUGUCCUACAUUGCUUUUUCAAUGACUGAGGUUAUGAAAUUUCUGGGAUAUCAAUGACAUUUGUAUGGUAAAGGCUUUAAGAUAUCUGAAUGUGUGAUUAAGGACAUAAGUAGAUAAACUGUAGCACUUAUAAUGUUGGUGUCCUCAACAGGGGAGGUAAAAAGUAUAGUAGAAUGGAAAAGACAUAUCACAAUAUUGGAGAUCAGGAUUGUAAAAUGAGUUCUCAGAAAGAAGAACAGAGGAAUUGCAGGUGUCAUAGGAUAAAAUAAGGCUUGGUUUCUCAAUUUUAUUCAAGAUCUUCAUUCGCCUAAGGUUGAUUGUAUUAAACUUAAGACACAAUAACCUAAAAAAAUGAGAGAAGAAUGGGGGACUAUGGCUACAUUGGAAUACCAGCUUGGGUGCACCUAACCCUGAAGCGUAUGGUAAGUGAUUUUGCCCAUAGAAUCCAUGUUCCUAAUUCAUCUGCUUUACUUAGCUCAAAAGGUUAUAAAUUCUCACAGCAGUUUCUUUUGUUUUACUAGGAAGUAGAAGGAAAAUAAGAAGAAGUAAAGGCAGGGAAGCAUCUAAGGCAAGAUUGAUUUUGGAGUCUGUAAUGGCAGGUUUAUUGAUUCUGACUCAUGAAGUAUGAAGUUAUAGAUUCGUGUGAUGUUACAAAGCCAUCUAAAACAGCUACAUAAUGUCACACACUACCCAAGUAUUGGUCAAUUAAAUUCUUGCUUUAUAUCUUUUGGCUGUUUAAUGUACAUUGUAGACAUGAUUUAACAGCUGGAUCAAACAUUCAGCCUCCUUUAUUUAAGUAGCAAACAAUAUUGUGUACUCUACAAAAAUAGGGGCAUAAAAGCCGUCUGAUUCUCCUAAAAAUAAGAUUUUGACAUCAAAAAUAAAAAGAGAGAUGGCAGUGGUAUUUACAUAUUUUUAAACAUUUCUAGUUAAAUUAUUCUAUAUUGAAUAAAAUUUUUGCUGUACUAUAAAUAAAAAAAUAAAUGUACUAUUAUUUCUUGUGCUUGUUGGUGCUUUGUCUGGAAGGAUAAGUUCAAAUAAAACUCAAAAAGACGUUAUGCAGGAAGAAGAAAAGUUGUCAUAGGUGGUAUUUAGUCUUCCAGAGAGAUUUCAGUUAAGCAUCAUGGUGACAGAUUUCCAAGAAAAAAAUCUUUUAGCUUGGCUUAUCUAUAGACUUUAGAGUGAAUGGAGAGAACAAGAGUGAUAUUUGAGUCUCAAAGUAAACUGUUUGCUGUUCGUGUAAUUUAGACUUUGAGUGUUUUUCUUUUCUCUGGCAGUAGAGCUGGCCAGAUAUGCAAAUAUUAGCCAAGAUGAUCCAAAAUUCUCAUUCUCUAUUUGACUUGGGGUACAAAAGUGUCUGUAAUGCUUAUAUCUGACACCUCUAGAAGGUGAUAUGAAUACAGUAAUUUACUAUUUUUUUAAGUGUGAUGGCUGUAGGGAAAAAUGUUUUAGAAAACAAAUGAGACAAUAGAGAGUCUUCAAAAGAUAUUUUUUUCUACUACUUUUGUCUGAAGCAAAGUAGACUCUAUGGUUCCACAAACAUGAAUGGGAUGAAUCUCUACAAGGCCCUUUAGAAAUCUGUAUUCAUGACUGAGCACCACUGCACAAGUCUCUGCCCUGUUCAGCUUGUUAACAUGGAUCUAACCAAUGUGGCUAGAGUAGCAACAGUCAGUAUAUAAGCACUUUUUACAACUGGACAAAAAUUAUUUUUUCUUAUACUAGUAAAUAUUUCUCUCUACUUAUGUUUCUAAAAAUGUUUACUGCAGCAUUAUUUUCCUAUUCCUGUGCAUGCACAUGUACACACACAAGCACACAAACACAUAGGCACUCCUCUGAAUACAAAAAUCUUGAGGUAACAGUUUUAAUACAGAGAAAAUAUGAAACUGAGAGAAAACAUGAAACUGAGAGAAAGCUAUAACUUUUAUCCCUAUUUCUUGAUUGAACUUGGAGGCCUGAAGAUGUUACAAUUACUUAAUUGAUGUUCCACAGCAAACCUGAACAAUUACAUCUAACUCUUCUGUGCCCCUGUCUGGUAGAUUUGAGAUUUUCAGUCAUCUUCACAUUACAGGAACAAUCAUGGAAACUCUCCUGAUGUAUCAGACUGACUGUCUUCAUGAGGACCUUGUUAAAACAUAACAAGGCCUUGUAUAUCCAGGUUUCUUUCUUGCAGCAGCUGGAAUACAAAAAGUGAGUGUGUGACAUGGCCAGAACCUGCACCAUGAGUUCAGAUGUGCUUGUGGGUCCCCCAGUCCAGACGUGAUCCAGAAACCAUGCUUUCUGCAUCUGUGGUGUUCAUAGCCUAGCAGAAUAAAAAUUAUAUUUGAGGGAAAUGAAACUUCAGAGGUAGCAAUCAGCAUAAUUACAUUAAAACUCCUACUUGACAUACAGGUCAUAAAUAGGUUUGUUUACAAAUGCAUUCCUGAAGCAUUUAAUUUGGCUGUGUAAACUCCAUGGCACUGAAUGUGAAAAUCUUCAGGCAAAUUGUUCUCUAUUCCAACAGACUUAUGUGAAGAUUCAUAUCCAUAUGUAUUGAUUUUCUUGUCUAGUGAAGUCCCUUCUCAGCAAAAUGUUACCACUAUAGUGAAGUGAAGAAAUGCUAAGAUUUUGCAGAGCAAUUAUGUGGAUUUGUUGACUAAUUUGGAACAACAGAUUUUUUAAUUGUCUUAAUUUGAAUAUGACAGGGUAAGUGGAACACACAAGAAUUCCCAAAAUCUUUAAAGAUAUAUUUUUUGAAUGAGGUCUGGACAGAUACCUAUUUAAUCUUCUUCAAUUUGUCUCAAGGAAACAUGGAUUCAGAUUUAUUAAUUCCUAUCUCUGCAUCUUACAUAUGUUUCAUUAGGCAUCACUGCUCCAGAGAAAGAAGGAACACUGUAAGUUCCUUUUAAAUGGAUUGAAAAACAGUAAGUAGUUUCUGAGUAAAUUUUUUACGUUCAAUUCUUCGGUUAAUGGAUUUGAAAUCACUCCUGCACUUCACUGCCAUCUGAUGAACAAACUUACAAGAUUCUCAUUGCAAUUUAAUAAAGAAGUUAUUAUCAUGUAAUUUUUAUGCAGGAGCAAAGCAAGAACAAUAUUUACAUGAUGUUUCACGAAAUAAAAUUUGCUCACACCAACUGCUGAACUUGUGUCUAGCUGUUACCUACCACAACAUAGACUAAUAUAGAGAAAGAGAUCACCUACAGGAAAAACAAAAAUUAAUGGGUCAUUGGAUGAAAAAUUUUUUAUUAAAAGUGAUUUUUGAUAUUUGAGAUAUCCUACUGGAGGUGGGUUAGGUAAGUGAGGACAAAUACAUGUAUCCAAUGAAGAAUGUGUUCAUUUUCCAGAAAAAAAAAUACAAUUUUUUGCUUCCUCUGUAACCCACCUAUCUAGUGUGGACCUCCCUAGUUUUUUUCAUUAAAUUAUGGUAAUUAAAGUCACAGUAACUAUGAAAACAAGUUUGGAAAUGAAAUUAAAAUUCUAGGAACAUGAACAGAACUUAAACUAAUUUGCUAUUUUCCUCAAAAAUUUCUAUGAAAAUAAUCCUUCAAUUUCAGUAGAAUCUGAAGACGACAAGAAAACCCAGAGAAGCUGAAGAAAAGUUUGGGUCAAAUUCUCUUUUUCCAACUGAUUUUUAUAUACCUUUUUUGGGCCUGGUCCUCAAUUAGUGAUAUGAGUGCAUGUGAAGCUGAGAAAAUUGUCACAUCUUAUUCAUUUCCUGUUGCUGCACUUCCAAAGCAUAUAGAUUGCAUUGUUAUCUGUAUUGCUCUUCUCCUGCUGAACCUGAUAGGUCCUGUGUGAGGCCAUGUUGCUCUAUGUGAAAUGGAAAAACAAACACAGCAGUCAUUCACUUCUUUUUUUCCCUGGCCAAUAAAACUGAGCCAACUCACAGUGGGAGCAUAGGUAUGCAGUGUUGAGCCUCACCAGUAAUAAAUAUUAAUUUCUUGGAUGUGAAAGGAAACUGAGAAGGAACUGGAUCUGUGAACUACAAUACCUCCAGUGGUUAUGGUAGGAGUGGGCACAUUCUUCACUCAGAGUUGUACCUAAAUUUGAACUCUGGCACUUUUGUAGUCUUGCAUGAAUCUCAAAUAACAGUUUAAUGUUAUAUACCAUGAACCACAGUUAUAAUCUUACACUGAAGGCGAAAAGGAAAAAAAAUAUAUUGAAAGAAAGUUAUCUUUCUGGUUUGGGGAUUUUUUUAAACACCUGAAUAAGUCAAAUAAAUGUUGUAGAUCAGGCCCACAGUUUGCGUAAAACAGCUCCUCUCCAUUGAUUUCAGUUCAACUGAGAAUCUGGCCUAGUAAUUUUUAAGUCAAACAACAUAAUCUGAUUUGCAUGAAAUGUUACACGCAAGAAUGAACUGGGAAACACGAUGUGGGAUCCUUUUAUUCAGCUUUUUAAUUACUUCUACAUAAUUCUACAAGGCAGAGAUUAUUACAUUCAGAGGACAAUAUUUGAUCCCCUUUGGUUAAUUUAAAUCUCAUUUGAAAGUUCCUGUGGGAGAGUUUUGGAUCAGAAUGUCUGACACCACAACUGUAUUUACACCAAUGACAGUAAGAGCAUUCAAGAUACAUAAGACAAAAUAAACAAAUAUAGUUUAAAAAUCAAAAUACUAUUCAACAGCAAGUUACACACAUACAUUUGCUAAUUUUCCUCUUACAACUCUUAUGAGGUAAAGAAAGACUUAUCUCUAAGUUACAUAUGGGAAAACUCAGUGGCAAAAUGAAUUGCUCACUGCUACAGCAAGGUCAUUUUCAGAUGUAAGUUUGAAACUUGGGGGUUUUUAGCUAUUAGACAUUAUGUCCCUCUUCCAAUUAACUAGAGGUAGGGUUUCUUCACUUAGCAAAAGAGAAGGAAAAAAAAAAUUCAUCUGUUCUUUCACUUUCCCAGCAUUUCUAAAUUAUUCCCUCUAUACAUCAUUCAUUAAUUGUAUUUCUGUUUCUGGUAGAUUUGUCUUCUUCACCUGUAUGUCUUCUCCCUCUUCUACUGCACACAAAAGAUGAUUUCUUAUGAUAUAUUUUCAAAAAUAAAUGAAAUUAUUUUCUUCUUAUUUACAAAUAUACAGCAACAAAUAUAAGAAGACUUUAUAUCUGUGUGAAGACAAAUAAAAUGAUUAGAAUUAUAUUUUAAAAUGUUUAAGUGUUCUUUAGAUAAUGUCUUUUAUUGUCCAUAUAUUUUUUUAAUUGUUCUAUUUUAAAAGACUUUAUAUACUGGAGUAGGAGCAUGGGCACCUUGGAAUAAUUUUUGUUCUGAGGUAUGUGCAGACAUAUUCCCAACUACUUGACUUUUGUCAGACCUCCAAACUCUUCCUUCUCACACUUCACAUCUACUCUAGCCUAUUUAUCUUUUGAUGUAGUUCCUUUGCUUUACAAAUAUGUGACAUGAGUGAACACUAUAGAACUUACACAUUUUUCAGCUGCAUCGUCCCAAGUAGUUUAAGAUAUAUAGUCUUACAAUUAGCCAAAGAUUGCCAUCAUGCUCAGGCAUGUCUGUAGAAUAAUAAGCCAGACUUCUAUAAAAUAUUUUCUGGAUGGUAGAAGCACAUAGGUACCUUGACAGCAGCCCUGAUAGACAAGCUAAAGCUCAGAAGAGCUGAUAAAAUAACAGUGGACCACAGAAGGAAAAUAGAACCUUUGGAAAUACUUUUAAUACUUGUAAGAAUACCGUAAAAAUGAAAGCAAAUUACAGCAUUUUUGAGAGCAACUUGACUCUUACUAAAGGUUGCCACAGCUGAUAAUUUUCCACAAAGACUUAAAAUAAAACAAAUAAUACAUUGAGCAGAUAAGCUAGCAUGGCUGGUGCCCAGGAACCCAUUGUGAGAUCCUUUGACUUCAUGUUCUGGUGUUCGACCAAGAAAAGAUUCACACAGGGCAGCCAAGAACUACAUUACCCAGCAAAUUUGGAGAUUACACAGAAACCUUAGGUGGUCAGCUAAACAGAAAAUGCUAUGUAGGACAGCUCUGCCAGCAUCCAGCAGGAAGAAGCUGCAUAUGGGAGCUCUAUUAAUAACACUUUUUCUUUUAUCACAAUUCAGCAAUGAGGACAAGACAAAUAAUGUGUAUCUGUGUGAGUAUCUGUGUGCUGGGUAUGCAAACGGGUAUGCAAACAUUUAGUUAAGAAAAAGUUCUUUUGGUGGGAUUCAAUUUGAGAUCAAGGCACUUAAAUCUAGGCGUCUAUCUUAAGGUCUCUCUAUUGCUAGUAGAACCCUCAAUGAACAUCUUGUCAGUAAGCUUGGUGGAGAUGAAUGAUUCUGCUACAUUUAAGUUACAUUUCUAUGUAUUGUUUAAACAUAGGUGUCUGGAGGCACUUUAGGAGCACUGGAAUACCUAGUAUCCAUCCGGGUAAAUGAUAAUUUAGUUAUCAUGUCACAUCUGUCAGCCCAUGCAAAUGCAUUGGACACAUAGUACACUGUUAGUCUCUUAUAACUGAGAAUUUACCUGAGCUUACAGUUCUAACACAGGAUCCUUGGAAGACACGUGCAUUCCUGCAGCAGUGGAUGGAAGCCAGGUAGAAGAAAAAUAUGUCUUCUCAAAUGGUUCUGGAUGCUUCAGGAAAGUACCCUGGACUCUUUCAGUUGCUUCUUGUCACAUUUUCCCAUUUUGCAGCUGUUGCCAUGCAGAGUGACAUUCCCACCAAAGGUGACAGGAGUACAGGGCUGGGGGAGGCAAUGCAAUAAGGAACAGGUCUGUGAUUUUGUCUUUCUUUGUCUCCAUCACAAUACCUUCCCUGGUUAUGCAUUUCCUUUUAAAGGUAUGUUGUUCUUCCCAGUCCAUUACAAAUAUGUCAGAAAAUUAUUCUUCUCUAGGUCUACUUUCUAGUCUCUCUGUUAGAAUAGAUAGCUGACUUGUUAAUAAAUCCAUCAGCCUACCAAUCUUCCUGACACCUCUGUGGAGAUAUAAUUAAGAAGUCUACAGUCCAUGUACAAGAGCAUUACUUUUUCUAGAUACAAAUAACACCUUCAAAUUACUGAAAGUAAAUAUUUUAAUUUUUUGGCUAUUUUUAUGUUUUACCUCAUUAUUCCCAUUUUUAAAAGUGAAAGACGGGGGACAACAAAGUAUAUAAAACUGCUUUCUAUUUUAGUGGGAAGGUCAACAUAUUGAAAAAUAACUUAGAUUUCCUGAAAGACAUUAAAAGAUAGAAAAGGCCAAAUUUGAAGACCAUGUGCUUCUUUUAGUCUUUUUUCCCCAUAAUACAAGUCCAGCUAACUGAAAAUAUAUUGGAAAAAAAAAAGAUUCUACCUCCAAUCAAAAAGCACAUGUAACAUGGUAAGAAAAUGUGGUAUAUAAAUACAUUUUUUUCCUUUAGGAUCACAUAAGAUAACUCAAGUCUUAAUAAUGGAAUCUGUCUCACUCCUUCUCUUAUUGAAAUAUGAAAAAAAGAUAAUUAAAGUGAAAACUAGGCAAUAAAUGCUUAGAGAAGUAUGAAAAAUACAGUAAAACUACCUACUUUUACUUUAAUGGAGCACAAUUUUAUCUUUUCAUUCAGCAAAGGAUAUGAAAAACAUAUAAGUGAAAGGAAAGCAUAUUAAGACUGAAAACAAUUUUUAUAUCUAAAAUUUGCAGCUGGAGAAUUAGAAUUUGGCUUAGUAUUAGCAAAUUGUUUAUUGGUCUUAACACUAGUGAUAGUCCCAGAGCAUCAACUGUAAUCAGAGAUCUGUUUGCAAAGCUAACUCAUUCAAUUUAUUAAUUUCUUCCCCUUCUCAUAAAAAAUAAAAGCUUUCUCUAUAGCUGUUCCUAAGUCUUACUCUUAUAAAAAUGUGAUUGCAGUGAAAAAAAAAGAAAAAAAAAUAAAUAAAAAGAAAGAGCAUAGAGUUUUAGACUGGUUAAAUUUCAUUUUAAAAAUUUAGCUGAUCUGAAGGGACUUAAGAAUAUUAUUCCAUUAUAAGUUGACCAGAGAGUUAUUUGGAAAAAAAGAAAACAUAUCAAAAGUAAUUUCAUAACACAAAACCAAUCAGGUAGUAUUGUGAGAGUAAGCAUUUCUAUUAUCAUUCUCUGCCCUUAUCACACGUUUUACUGCUUGUAUGGUCAAGGAUUCCUAAGCUCAACACAUAAAAUGAAGUGCAAGAGCUAGUAUGUUAUCAGAAGAUAUUAUCUGAAAAUAUCUGUCCAACAGUCAGGAGGGGAAAAGAAAGUUAGCAGCAGGGAACUGGAUUAAGGCCAGUGGUACAAAUAAUGAAAAAAGGGUAUCCCAUAUACAGGCGUCAAGCAGCUUUUAACUUGUCAAGUGGGCUGUGAAGGCAUCCUUACAAAUAUGUGUGACACACUUAUCAUCUAAGGUCCAAAGUGCAUGGAUGUAUCAUGGCUUGCGGUGAAAUAAGAAACCACAGUUCUUUUCCUCACAGGCUUACACACAUUUGACUGUUUCCAGGCUGGAAAGCAGAAGCUGUACAUCUACAGCUUCCCUAACCCCCAGUCUGUAGUAAAACGCUAACAAAGCCAAGAGCAGAAUGAUGGCAUGUGGGCUGAUGAGGGAGGUAUGGCUAGGAAGAUAUGGACUGGUGCCUACACACUCUCUGCUGACUGAUUUGCUUGAAAUUGACUUCAACACCAUCUCAUUUGGUUGGCAGCAAAGACCAAGUUUUGUCUGCGCUGAGAGUACUAGUGUGCUUUCAGAUCAUGUAUUUGAUAAAUCUCUGUCUCCAUAUUUGCACAAAGAUCUUCAAGCAAGCACGUAGCACUACUGAAGUUCACCAAAAUCUAUUCUAGGUCAGCAGAUAAAGUGAGGCAGGCAGAGUGAUACCUGACUCAACUUCCAUAUAUACAUAUACACAUAUAUACAUACACACGUAACAUGUACGUAUAUGUUUAACUUUUAAAGGUAAGGGUACAGCUUUCUGUUAUUUUUCAGAUCCAUUUCUGCAUUCUAUGGCCAAGACGAGUCUGUCAGAUGAAAGGAGGAAUAAUUCACAGCCUUUUAGCUGGUCUUACAGGGGAUUUCUUUCUUCCAUUUGAAUGUCUAGUGAUUGGUGAACAAGCCUCUGCAGCUCAGCAGAGAAUCCUCAAGUGGCUUCUGGUGUUAUUUUGAUGGUAUUAAGACAAUGGUGCAUUAUAGCAUGAUAUGCUGGGUUUUUUCUCUGAACUUUUCCUUUCCUUCUGAAGGAAUGCUCAUGCUUUCUAAAUCAGAAUAAGUCUUUUAACGUAGAAUAGAAUGUGUCAAAAGGAAUCUUUCAUUUUUUCAGCUUUGAAACUAAAUACAUUGAAUGGAGUUGUAGUAUUUUUCAGUGACUGAAGAUUUGGGAUUAUGCAUUUUUCUUUCAGAAAGCAAAAUGCUCUUCAUCAAAGACAUUUUUACAGUAGUAUAUUAAACACAAAAUUAGACUGUUUGAAGUAAAUCAAUUAUCUGCAGAUUUGGCUACAUAAUAACGUUCAAUAACAAAACUGGAAAUGGUUAGCAAUAUCAUCUUGUAAAUAAAUAUAUAAGACAACAUGUUGUUUAUCUAAGAGAGAAAUAUUAUAUGACUUGAAAUAAAAAAGGUAAAUGUGUUUAAUUAAUUAAAAGAGAGGGUUUAAACUUCAAACCAGAGAAUCACUUUAAACAACAUUCCUAAUAAUACAGUGAUAUAAAUGUCAAGGAAAGAUAUAUAUUUUUUCCUUUCAACUGUGAGCAACAUUUUCACAAGAUAAGAUGUGAAAAAGACUAUAAAGUGGGAAUAGUGUGUCUAGGUUCAAAUUUAUGAUCCUGAAAAUCCACAUUCAGCUGAUACCUGAUUGUUGGAUUGCCAAAGCAUAUAGACAUGUUAACACUUGAAAUUAACAUUCCUCAAGUGCCUCUGCAUUCCCAGUAUAGGCUCUAUUUUUAUGUGUCAGAGCAGCUUUACAUCUCUCAAUCAAAAUCUAGAAAGCAAUUUUUUCUCUUCUUGAGUCCACUGUACACCUGUAUUAGGCAACUGCACUACAGAGAAUGCAGAAGUGGCUGCCAUAUUCUUUUAAAAUACAGCCACAGGAGGAGAAAUCCAAGGAGGAAACCCUUUCACAAUAACUCACUCUGCGCUGUAGCCAAGGCAUAAAUCCAAACGUGACUAUGGAAGCAUUAGAGAGACUACUUUAGUGGGAUAAGGAUGGAAAGUAAGGACUUAAAAUUUAACAUCUAUUUAAGGAAUCAUUACUUUCUUACAUUUCAGACUCAUUCUUUAAAAAUGUUCUUUGGAAACGAAUUGGAGUCCAGGUGUCCCUAACCUGGAGCAAGUGCCUUAAGGAUUAGAGAGAGUUCAGCCACACUCUUCGUCUUGCUCUCUGAAACGCCAAUCCACCCCAGAGGAGCUCAGGCUGGCCCUGCCUAGCCUGUUAUUUGCUGCUUAAAUUCCCCCCUGGUUGCAGGACCUGUAACUCUAACACCCUUGCAUUGCUGAAGCUCCAGUAUCCUCAUCCAUAUCCUUCAGUGUAAACAUCUGAAUUAUCAGAAUUACUGAUGUAAGAUUCUUCAUCUGGCUGUAGAUUUUAAUUAAAAAUCUAGACUAUCUGAGUGUAUUGUCUUGCUAAGAUCAUAUUUUAUAUAUUGGGAAUUCCAAAUGAGGAGUUGUUUCCCAGCCCAUCUGUGAAUCAUAAAGGGAUUUACCUGGGAACCAGGUGUUACUUUCAAACAUAUGUUAGAGCUUAGAUUUAAGUACAUUACAAACUUUAUUUUCCAUACCAAAGGUGUCCAGAUUUUCAUGCCACCAUCACAUGUGAAAAAGAUCAGUCUCAGGCAUGCUUUAAAUUCUAUCUGAGUAUCAGGUUAGAGAGAAUUAGGCAGUCAGAGUGUCAACCUGCAUGAUAAAGGACAUUUUUUAAAGCUUUAAAUUUCAUCACACAAGAAAAAUAGUUUUCCUUUUGAAUCACUUUCAGGCUUCUUUUUUUUAAAUUUUGUAUCUGGCAACAGCAAAAAUAAUAAAUAAAUAAAUGCUUCCUUACUGAUCAAUUCCUAAAUCAAUUGAACAUUUCUCUAAUCAUCUGCACAUUUAAUGAAAUAGGUGAAAAUGGUAAUGAGACUUUAGAUGGUACUAAAAAAUCAGCAAUCCUCCUUGCCUGUGAACUUAAAAACCUGACCAAAUGUGUACAAAUUUUUCCCUGAGAAAAAAGGAAAAGAUAGUGAAGAAGAAUUUAUGUUAAUUUGUGAAUAACUACAGAUAUCCCACUUGUGAGUGGGUGCUGCUUAAGUUUAGAAAGAGCAUCAGCUUAGCCCUAAUUCAUCCCCAUGAUUGGGAGGCUAUUUUCAGGUAUACUGCUUUGUUUAUUGUGUUUAACACUGACUUCAUGGAGGGUAUAAUACAUUUCUUCCGCUAAAAAAGAUUAACCUUCUUCAUUAGAGGUGACACAAUUCAUACAUAUUGGCAACACUAUAACUGUAGUAUUAUGAUAUUUAUGUGACAGCAUUGCAUACAAAGGAGGCAUAAUACAACCUAUAUAAAUGGCCAGAUGAUGUUUCUUUUCUAUAGUAAGCUGCGACUCACUCUCAUGACAGAGGAAAUGAAUAUACAAAUGAAGGGUUUGCCUCUGAUUCACAACAACUAUGCAAUAAAUACUUCCCUGGGAAUGUUAAGUGUCAACAGACAUGUAUUUUCUAUAAAAUUACUGUUUCAUUUUUAUGGAAGACAGAUCCUCCUCUAAGUUCUUCUAAAAAUUGUCAGCAUGUGUCUGCUUGCUUGCUUUUUUGAUGCUUUUUUUUUUCUUUCUUGCAUACAACGACAUUUGUGAAAGAUGCAAGUGAUGAGAUAUUAAUAAAAGAUUAUGAGACUUCAC
Pseudopipra pipra is the source of this 34909-nucleotide messenger RNA. RefSeq names its product EPH receptor A7 (gene EPHA7). The record is from RefSeq and is a predicted model, not a curated record. Gene Ontology annotation, molecular function: ATP binding; transmembrane-ephrin receptor activity; protein binding. The transcript is spliced from 17 exons. NCBI's taxonomy places the organism in Eukaryota, Metazoa, Chordata, Aves, Passeriformes, Pipridae. Bases 243 to 3305 code for a protein of 1020 amino acids. Gene Ontology annotation, cellular component: plasma membrane; dendrite. Gene Ontology annotation, biological process: ephrin receptor signaling pathway; axon guidance; protein phosphorylation.